CAGGGGCGGGGCGGCGGCGGCCGAGGCGGGCCGGGAGAGUGCGGCGGAGCAGCGGGGGAAGAUGGCGGCCGCCGUGCCACAGCGGGCGUGGACCGUGGAGCAGCUGCGCAGCGAGCAGCUGCCCAAGAAGGACAUAAUCAAGUUUCUGCAGGACCACGGUUCAGAUUCGUUUCUUGCAGAGCAUAAAUUAUUAGGAAACAUUAAAAAUGUAGCUAAGACAGCUAACAAGGAUCAUUUGGUUACAGCCUAUAACCAUCUUUUUGAAACGAAGCGUUUCAAAGGUACUGAAAGUGUAAGUAAAGUGACUGACCAAGUGAAAAAUGUGAAGCUCAAUGAAGAAAAGCCCAAGGAAAUGAAGUCCGAAGAGACUCCGGAUGAGGGUCCACCAAAAUACACAAAAUCUAUUCUGAAAAAGGGAGAUAAAACCAACUUCCCCAAGAAGGGAGACGUUGUUCACUGCUGGUACACAGGAACGUUACAGGAUGGGACAGUUUUUGAUACGAACAUUCAAACAAGUUCCAAGAAGAAGAAAAAUGCCAAGCCUUUAAGUUUCAAGGUCGGAGUGGGCAAAGUUAUCAGAGGAUGGGAUGAAGCACUCUUGACUAUGAGUAAAGGUGAAAAGGCUCGACUAGAGAUUGAACCAGAAUGGGCUUACGGAAAGAAAGGACAGCCUGAUGCCAAAAUUCCACCAAAUGCAAAACUCAUUUUUGAAGUAGAAUUAGUGGAUAUUGAUUGAAACAGUACUUAAGAUCUGAAGACAUCAGAGUGAUUAAAACUUGGCCUUGAAACUUAAAUGUAACUAGAACUUGUUACUAUUGUAAAGACUUAACUGGAAAAUUCAGAGUUAAGUUAAAUUUACUUGAUCCCAAUUUUUGAGAAAUGUAAUCCCUUAUCCCUGAGGUCUAAAAUAUUUUACUAUAGCUGUAUGGAAUACUGGUUAAGGAAAACCAUUUCCUUUUACCUCAUGUUGUGAAACUGAAAAAGUUGAAUUAAAAUAUAUCCACUGUCGUGAUUUGA
Molecule: messenger RNA, 1017 nt
Organism: Chinchilla lanigera (long-tailed chinchilla)
Lineage: Eukaryota; Metazoa; Chordata; Mammalia; Rodentia; Chinchillidae
Gene: Fkbp3
Product: FK506 binding protein 3, 25kDa
Exons: 7
Coding region: 62-736 (224 amino acids)
Molecular function (GO): peptidyl-prolyl cis-trans isomerase activity
Source: RefSeq, a predicted model, not a curated record